Durio zibethinus is the source of this 1902-nucleotide messenger RNA. Its product is annotated as lysine histidine transporter-like 8. The record is from RefSeq and is a predicted model, not a curated record. NCBI's taxonomy places the organism in Eukaryota, Viridiplantae, Streptophyta, Magnoliopsida, Malvales, Malvaceae.
UAAAAUCAACUUGUUCACGUUACAAAUAUUAAAGUCUGUUUAUAUUACGUAUCUAAGACCAAACCACAAAGCACAAUCCAUGCCUUGUAUCCAAGGUCUAUAUAUAGGCAAAUUUUAAGUGCAUGCGCUGUGGGAGAACAGGGGGGAAAUUAACACAGAGAAAAUAUUUUACAGAGUUCAAGGACAGAGCUUAAUUGGAAAGAAAAAUGGGUGAUGCUAAUGAAAUAGGCUCCAACCCUGUAACGCCAAAAGUGGCUUCUGCGGCAGCAACACCGCCGAUAUCAGCUCCUCCUUCGCAGUUUCACUCUCCCUCUCUUUCUCGAUCACCACUUCUUUCCUCAGUUGAUCAUAUACAACCAGCAAACAAAACCCCUAAAAAUUCAACUCCAAGGAUAAGAACUCCACGCUUUAUUACUCCUUUGGGAAGUCCAAUUAGAAGGGCUCUUCAGCUUACUAGGCUUGACCCUCAUGAUGCUUGGCUUCCAAUCACAGAGUCGAGAAAUGGAAACGCCUAUUACGCUGCGUUUCAUACUCUCUGUUCAGGAAUUGGUAUUCAAGCCCUUGUGCUCCCUGUUGCCUUCACAAUUCUUGGGUGGACUUGGGGAAUCAUAAACUUGACUAUAGCCUUCAUAUGGCAGCUUUACACCCUAUACUUACUCGUGCAGCUCCAUGAAUCUUCCGAAACUGGAAUGCGUUACAGCAGAUACAUGCAGCUUUGCAGUGUAACUUUUGGUGAGAAGUUAGCAAAAUGGCUGGCUCUUUUCCCCAUCAUGUACCUAUCAGGAGGAACAUGCGUGGCCUUGAUCAUCAUUGGGGGCUCAACUUGUAAGAUGUUCUUCGAUAUUGUAUGUGGUGGAACUUGCACCGCUGAGCCACCAACCACCGUGGAGUGGUACUUAAUAUUCACUUCUGCUGCCGUCCUCCUAUCUCAGCUUCCUAAUUUGAACUCAAUAGCCGGUGUCUCACUCAUUGGUGCCAUCACAGCUAUUGGAUACUGCACCCUUAUUUGGGUUGUUUCAGUUGUUGAAGGAAGAAUGCCAGGAGUAUCAUACGAUCCGGAAAAAGGAAGUGCUGACGUUACUAGGAUUUUUGAUGUUCUCAAUGCACUUGGGAUCAUUGCUUUUGCUUUCAGAGGCCACAAUCUCAUACUUGAGAUUCAGGCAACCAUGCCCUCCGAUGAGAAGCAUCCCUCGCGGUUGCCUAUGUGGAAGGGAGUCAAGGUUGCAUAUACACUAGUAGCAAUGUGCUUGUUCCCUCUUGCAAUUGGAGGCUAUUGGGCUUAUGGUCAAAUGAUUCCAAAAGAUGGGGGCAUGCUGACAGCCUUAUUCGCAUUCCAUGGCCAAGACACCCCACAAUUCAUCCUAGGAUUGACAAGUUUAUUCGUCAUAAUUAACGCAUUAAGCUCAUUCCAAAUCUAUGGCAUGCCAACGUUCGACGACAUGGAAUCCCUAUACGUUAGGAAGAAGAAGAAGCCAUUGCCAUGGUGGUUCAGAGCUAUUCUUCGGUCUAUGUUCGGCUAUGGAUGCUUCUUUGUGGCAGUGGCAAUCCCUUUCUUAGGAAGCUUGGCUGGUCUAGUUGGAGGGAUAGCAUUGCCCGUCACCUUAUCUUAUCCAUGCUUCAUGUGGCUUAAGAUUAAAAAACCCAAAAUUUUUAGCCCAACAUGGUGGCUGAAUUGGGUGUUAGGUGUCUUUGGGAUGGCUCUAAGUGGGGUUUUGACAGCGGCUGGACUAUAUGUUAUUAUUGAUACCGGGAUUGAUUUUAGCUUCUUCAAUCCUCAGUAAUUAAUUCAGUAAUUAGUAUGAAGGUGUGAUUACUAUUAUAUAUUCGUUUUGUUGUAAUGGUGAAAUUGGUUUUCCACAAAAAUUCCAGGAAGUGCAUUUGGCAUCAAUUUAUUCUCUAGAU